GCCCCAAGGCGCCAUCCAGGAGAGUGAUGAAGCUUGAUGAGCCUGGUGCGACAGUGGAUAUGGGCCCGAUAACGGUCCGCUGGCCUAGUGGUCGUCGUAUUCCCCCCUCUCCUGUAGUACCUCCAGUCCUGGUAUAUCUUCUGCUGCAUUGCCUGCUCGGCAGCCCCCGAUGCCAGGUACUUGGCUCUCCUUAGCUCUCGUGUUUCUUGGUCCCGUGCGUAAUUGAUCCAUUGUCUGAGCGUUGCUUGAUGAGCUGGUGAGCCGACCAGAGAAGAGCAGAGAAGAGAAGAGAGAGCAUCAUGGCCACUCCCCGCACCGCGAGCGUGUCUGUCCAGAAGAGUAGGGUGCGUGGCACUGGCUCGUUGAGUCCGGCCUGUGAUGAAUGUCGCAUCCGCAAGGUGCGCUGCAAUAAGGAAUAUCCCAAAUGCUCGAGUUGUCGAGCCUCCAACCUGCCCUGUGAAUUCUCCAACAAGGGCAAGCGCAUCAACCAUACCAAGAAGCUAGUCAACGACGUGGAGCUACUUGGCAGCCGUCUAGGCAAAAUCGAAGAGGCCCUCUUUCGUUGUCUGUCCGUGGUUGAAGCUGCCAACACCCCUCGGUAUGGCUCUCCCACCCAACCCCCGUCCCGGCCUGACUCGGAUGGCCGGGAGGACCGAGAUGACUCUCGCCGGAGCUCGGUGGACUCGGAUGACAGCUGGUCCGACGGCUCUGCGGAUCCCUUUUCCCAAGCCGAUCGGGAUUCCGGCAUUGAGUUGUCCGACUGUGGCAGUCCCUUGGCAUCGCUCUACUCCGAGGCGCAGGCCGUGGGGGACCAACUGAUGGCCGCCAUGGGCAUGGAUGAUGACCAGGGGGCGUCGAGUCCACGCGGGCGUGAGGCUCAAGGGUCUCCGGAUGACUCGCUUCGCGCUCAUCUGUCAGAUGCAUGCGGACUCUUCCAAGAGCUGGCCACGGGUCCGCCUCCUGUGUCGGAACCCAAGUAUGAUGACCUUCCACCGGCGUUGCCCCCUCGGACCCUGCUGGAAGGCUUCGUGGAUGCGUACUUUGUCGAGCUGAACCCCUUCCUCCCCAUCUAUGACCGACAGAGUGUGAUGGAUGCCAUCGACCAGCAGUAUGGGGGCCACAGCGAAGCCCCGGAUCUAGCCUGGGUCUGUUCCUUCAAUAGCAUCCUCCUGCACACCCUCGAGGCCAAGUCCAGCGCCGCGCGACCCGCCGGUCAAAUGGGCGACAGCACGUUGGAACGCGGACUGGUCGUACAUCUGCUGCUGAAUGCGCGCCGUUGUUACAACAACUUUGAGCGGCUGCUUCAACCGCGGGUGGCCAAUGUUCAAAGUCUCCUGAGCAUGGCACUGGUGGCACUCAAAUACUUCAGCUUCACCAUGUUCGAGACGGUGUUCGCUCAGGCGUGCCAGCUGGCCCGGACGAUAGGGCUCCACCAGAUUGCCCCGGGCAUUCCGCAAGAGACCGAGCGGCGGCACCUAUUUUGGUCCCUGUUCAUCAUUGACAAACAUGCUGCUCUAGUGGCCGGCAAGCCCUGUCUGCUGCCUUCGUAUGGCUGUGCCAUUCCGCUGCCCGUGUCCCGAUCCGGCUCUCUCACCGAGGACCAGUUCACGGCUCGGAUUUCGCUGGCCGCCAUCCUCGAGGAGAUGUAUCGUCGUCUGCACUCUGCCCGCGGGGCGCGACGAGGCCGGGACCAGCUCAGUCGACGUGCCAGCCAGGUUGCCCGACGUGUAGAAGAGUGGGCAGUGCAAUACGAACAUGCCCUCUGCCCAUCCGGCACCCCCGAGCCCUCGCAGGUGCUGGCAGCCACCGAGCUGCAGUAUGCGCUGUAUAUCUGCCGGGUGCUGGCGCAGCGACGCAUCAGCUCAACAGACAGUCGUGCCAAACGGCGCGAAUAUGCUCGUGCCGGGCUGCGCCUGCUGCAAGAACUGUGUGAUGGCGAUCAGACCGGGGGACGUCGUGCCGGAUACGCCAUGUUUGCCAGCGUCAGCCUGAACUACUCGCUCAUCCUGUUCCUCGAGGUGUACAUGCAAGUGUUGCAGGAUCAUCCGCGGGAGGAACCGUCGGACGUGGCGCUGCUGUCAUCCUUUGCGGCGCGCGCGGAUGCCCUAGCAGCCCAGACCACCGCAACGUCAUACACGGCGCGCGUGCGCGAGGUCAGUGCUCUGUGCUGCCAGAUCGUCACCCGGCUCCACGCGCCUCCAGGGCCCGAGACCAAGUCCUUUGCCCUGGGUCCUGGGGUCUUUGCCGACCCCGGCCAUGUCAUGUUUGACUCCCUGCUGGACUCGUUUGCCGGCACCGACACUGCAUUAGGGCUGAUGCAGUGAUCGAGACUGGCCUUCUUGCCGGGGAUUUCAUCGGAGCUUUUACGAAGUUACGCUAAUAUGUCUGUUUCUAGCAUGGGAUUGAUUCUUCCGGGCGCUCCGCAUAGCAGGCUGGGUUGGCACACUGCUUGGAUUCCAUUUCAGUUGUUGUAUCGUGAUAGAUAGAUAGAUAGUUAUGAUAGACCUUUAACACAAUGAACAUAU
Molecule: messenger RNA, 2525 nt
Organism: Aspergillus sclerotioniger CBS 115572
Lineage: Eukaryota; Fungi; Ascomycota; Eurotiomycetes; Eurotiales; Aspergillaceae
Product: Zn(II)2Cys6 transcription factor
Exons: 6
Coding region: 300-2324 (674 amino acids)
Biological process (GO): DNA-templated transcription; regulation of DNA-templated transcription
Molecular function (GO): zinc ion binding; DNA binding; DNA-binding transcription factor activity, RNA polymerase II-specific
Source: RefSeq, a predicted model, not a curated record